This is a messenger RNA of Opisthorchis viverrini, 3989 nucleotides long. RefSeq lists its product as hypothetical. Gene Ontology annotation, biological process: N-glycan processing; carbohydrate metabolic process. Lineage: Eukaryota; Metazoa; Platyhelminthes; Trematoda; Opisthorchiida; Opisthorchiidae. Gene Ontology annotation, molecular function: carbohydrate binding; alpha-glucosidase activity. The transcript has 8 exons. The coding region runs from base 1 to 3228 and encodes 1075 amino acids. The record is from RefSeq and is a predicted model, not a curated record.
AUGCGAAUCCUCGCGCUGGCGAGCAUACUGCCCCGCGCUGAGAACAUAAAGAGCAGUGCUACACCCUUUUUUCACUUGUGCCUUUCAGGUGAACGAGAGCCACUGACCGACAAGAACAAAACCGACCCGGGAGACUUGGGCAAUAGCCUCGAUCCUGUGUAUCAAUCCGUCGAUUCUGCCAGUGAAGGAAUGAAGCAGCCCUCGAUUUUCUGUUUAUUCCCCUUGCUUUUUAUCUCAGUUAUCGGUGUGAACCGGGAAAAUUUCAAAACCUGCCAGACGAGCUCGUUUUGCAGCAGACAGCGUGAUGUCGAUCCAGAACAUAUACGAUAUUUCAUUGAACCAGGGUCCCUACGAAUAAGCGCGUUUGGUUUGACAGCCAAUUUGUCAAGAAACCCUGGCACACAGUCUCUCUUUAUCGACAUAUCCUACCUGGCCUUUUCAACUUUUCGCGUACUGAUAGACGAGCCGGGUAUUGAGCCAAAGAGGUACCGACUUCCACCGGGCGACUCCUUGCGUACCGAACCGAAAAAGUAUACCAUCGAUGUCGUUCGCUCAGAGCAGUCAGCUUCGCUUUUUGGAAUAGCGAACGACAAGGCGAUAAUAUCUUUAAAUCCCUUCAGAAUCGAUUUUUAUGUGGAUGAGGUGGUUGUUGCACAGUUCAACCACAGAAACCUUUUCAAUUUUGAAAACAAAUACGUCACGGAUGCACGUCAGGAUACUGAAACCGCAGAGCCACUUGAUCGACAAGUCGAAGAUCCUUCGAUAAAUUUGUCGGGGUCUUCUGAAGCCUAUGAAGCACCGGAUCAUUCGGUAGAAUCCCUCUCAGGGAAAAACAGUGAAAUGGACAUCGCAAAGGAUAAUGAUGUUUUAGAACAUGAAACUGCUAGCAGCUCUGAACAAACCGAAGCGCAUGAGAAUGAGCCGGAACCUACUGUAAACUCUCCAGCUGAUCCGUUCCCUUGGUCAGAGGAAUUUAAGGGACACCGUGAUACCCGCCCGUUCGGGCCAAUGUCUAUUUCUAUGGACAUAGACUUUCCUGGUUUUUCCCGCGCCUACGGAAUACCGGAGCACGCAGACAGUUUUGUCCUCAAAUCCACGGAAGGUGGUGAUCCUUAUCGUCUGUACAAUUUAGACGUCUUCGAAUAUGAAUUAAAUAACCCAAUGGCGCUUUAUGGAUCAGUUCCCAUCAUGUGGACCCUGAAUGAAAAUCAUACUGUGGGCAUUUUUUGGCAUAAUCCAUCUGAGACUUGGGUAGAUGUGGCCUAUUCUGAUCGUCCUGCUGAUAGUUUUCUGUCAAAGAUUCCAAGGUUAUUCACCAAAUCUCCCGAAAAACACGUGAAAACACGUUGGUUGUCCGAAAGUGGUGUGCUAGACGCAUUCGUCGUGCUAGGUCGAGACCCACACGCGGUUUCGCGGGCAUUCGCUCACCUGAUUGGUACCACUCCUCUUCCACCGUUGUUCGCUCUUGCUUAUCAUCAGAGUCGAUGGAAUUAUAACGACGAAGCGGAUGUUCUUUCUCUGGAUCAACGGUUUGACGAAGUUGCAAUACCAUUGGAUGUAGUUUGGCUAGAUAUUGAACACACGGAUGGGAAACGUUACUUCACCUGGGAUAACGUGAAAUUUCCUAACCCUGAAGACAUGGUAGAUACACUGAAUAAGAAGGGACGGAAACUGGUCACUGUCGUGGAUCCUCAUAUUAAACAAGACUCGAAUUGGCAACUGUAUAACUCUGCCGCUGGAAACAACUAUUAUAUUAAGUCACGUGAGGGCUCUGAUUAUGUCGGUUGGUGCUGGCCUGGUUCAAGUGCUUGGCCCGACUUCACCAGUCCUGUUGUUCGGCGAUGGUGGUCAGAGCUGUUUCUUACUUAUGGCCCGAUUCGUGUAAACACGAUGUUCACGUGGAAUGACAUGGGAGAACCAUCCAUAUUCAACGGUCCGGAAAUAACGAUGCAUAAGGAUACAAUUCACGAGGGCAAUCGCGAACACAGGGACGUGCACAAUAUCUACGGUCUUCAAGUCCAUCGUGCCACCUGGGAGGGAUUGUUGUUGCGUUCGAAAAAUCAGGAACGACCGUUUGUUCUAACCCGUGCAUUUUUUGCCGGAUCACAACGCACAGCUGCAGUCUGGACUGGAGACAACACGGCCAGUUGGGGACAUUUGCAAAUCUCCACUCCAAUGCUGUUGUCACUGUCGUUAACUGGAAUAACUCUCUGUGGUGCCGACGUAGGAGGUUUCUUUGGCAACCCUGAACCCGAGCUGUUGACACGUUGGUACCAAGCUGCGGCUUUCCAACCGUUUUUCCGGUCACAUGCACAUAUCGAUACGAAGCGUCGUGAGCCAUGGACGCUGCCAGAGGAGUAUAUGAACGCUGUUCGUGAGGCUGUCGUAGAGCGCUAUAAUUUGCUACCAUACUGGUAUACAACGUUUGCUCGGGCCGAGGCAGACGGACAACCGGUGAUGGCACCUGUAUGGUAUCAUUUCCGACAUAUGCCUUCGACAUACGAUUUGGAAGACGAAUACAUGAUUGGUGAGGCUUUGCUGGUUCGACCGGUCACCUCCGAGGGUGCACGAUAUGUUGAUGUCUACUUUCCCCCUGGGGUUUGGUACCACUACCCAACGUUGAAAGACUUCGACGGUAACCAAAAGGUUCAUUUUCCGGUCGGUUUGUCAACUAUACCUGCGUUCUAUCGCGGAGGUUGGAUCGUGCCGAGACGUCAGCGUGUUCGUCGUUCCUCAUGGCUGAUGCAAUGGGAUCCAUUCACCUUGUAUGUCUUCAUAGACCCCAAUUCUGAUCGUUCUCAUGGUUACCUGUAUGAUGAUGAUUAUCAUUCAAUCUCCCGUGAGACAGCACAAUUUUACCGCAUCGAAUAUGAGGUUGACCGCGAUCCACUUUCCAAUAAAGUCGCCGGUGGUCGUAUGCGUGCUCAUCUACUCCCGUUGCCAGGCACGACAGUCUUACCACAGGUUAACACAUCUCUGCGGAGUGUUUCUAUUGAACGCAUUGUAUUUGUGGGAAUGCAACUACCUCUACAGCGAGUCACGCUCAUCACUGGCUUGGGCGAACGUAAGCCUGUACGCUUCACUCAGGAGCCGACCGACCUGGCUGACCAUAAAUACUUCGGUGAGAGAAAAGAAGGUGUGGUUAUCACACGUCACCCCUGGUUGAUUUUGACUACCGACUGGUCUUUGCAUCUUGUUACUGGCACCGAAAUGAAAUCCGAAUUGUGAUGGAAUGCACCGGUUAUCUUAUGUUGUGCUGUUGACUUUUCCAAAUCCACACCGCACAUCCCUACCAUAGUUCCACUUUGAAGUUCUUCACCCAAAUUGUCGCCUCUUUUACACGACCUUCAUUAUUGCUGUGUACCCCCCAGCUUUUGCCCAAACGCGAAAUCCUGGAACUGUACGCCCCGUUUUCGUAUAGUUCGCUCUCCGAAAGACCUGGGAUGCAAUUAAGUAUCUUCAGAUGAACUGUCAUUCUGUGGAUGUGAUGUUUGACGGAGCGCUGCUGCGAACACCACUGAAUUUGGAUAAUAGGUUGCUCUUCUAAUUUUUCCAGCUCGUCGGAACGAGGGUUAAUUAGCAAGGUGCUGCUCACUCAUGUUUAGUUCAAGCGCAUUUUGGGGACAGUCGCUUGUGACCCAAGCUAUCCGCGUUCGGUCAAGUGCCCUAAACAGCUGUUAGCAUUUGUGAGACCAUAGCUUUAAUCUUAACGCUUCCAAACCUUACCUGAUUCGAUUGUACUAACCCUGGUGAAAUUAAACGAAGACAGGGCAUACUUCUUUGGCAGCAUUCUAGUUUAGUCACUGUUUGUGUGCCAAAAACUGAAAAUAGUAUGUGAUCUGAUUGGCGCUGUCGAACAGUGCUGGUACUUGGACAACUUGUUGUCACGUGUGAAGCGCAAGAUUGUUCCAUGUAAUCAGUUUAAAUGAUGUUUUGCCUGUUUUGUUUUCGUUCCGGUCACUCUUGAUACUAAUUCUUUCACAAACAGG